AUGGAGAAAACUAUUAAUAAAGCAACUGAUCCUGCUGACUCUUUUCCAAAAGAUAAGCAUGUUAGAAAAUUAAUUUGCUCAUGUAGUACUGAACAAUAUUGUGUCAUGCUCUAUCAUCAAUUAUUAGAAAAAAUAAAAAAAGGAACACCAGUUACUCAAAUGAAAGCUUUGGAAAUUAUUCAUAGAAUUAUGCUUGAUGGACCUCAACAAGCUUGUACAACUAGAACAUUUGAUUUAGGAUGGAUUCCAGAAUUAGAUAGAUUCAAGCGCUCACAACCACGGAAUGUUGCAACUGAUUUAUUCCUUAAAUUCAUCAGAGUAUUAGAAAGUAAAGUUGAAUUACAUACAAAUAAUAGAUUUAUUCCAGGAUCAAUGGAUCCAGAUUUAUUCAAGAAAGUUAUUGGUCGGAUGAAAAUUGAUUCUUAUGAAAGUGCUAGUGCAGUUAUUGAACCAUUAAUGAAACAUUUACGAGUAUGUCAAGAUGAUACUAAUGCUAUUUUAAAAGUGUUAAAUGCAAAAAGAAUAUUAUCACUUAUGGCAAUGUUAGUUACUUUAAUGAGAGAAUUAAAUGGUAUCUAUUAUAUGUUUUAUGAAAUUAUUUUUAAUACCUUUGUUUCUCUUCAUCAUGACCAACGAUAUAAAGACUUAAUUUCACAAUUUAAUACAAUGCAUUAUGACCUUAAAAGUAUAUUCGACCAAAUUAGUGUUAUUAGAGAUGUUACUGCCUUGGUUACUGUUCCACAAUUGUCUUCUCAACCACCUGAUUUUAGUGUUAUUACUUUAGGUCAUCCAAGAUCACCAACUCCACCUCCUAAAGAACCAACCCCACCACCAAAACAAGAACCACAACAACAGGCAUUUGAGCCAUUUGAUUUCAACAAGUUUGAAGAAGUUAAACCAGUUCCACAACAACCAGCACUUGCACCAUUUGAUUUUGCUAAAGAAGAACAAAAGAAACAACCUGUUGCUAUUGAAAAAGAAAAAGAAGUUAUUGUUAAAGUAGAAAAGGUUGUAGAUAUGGAUCGAAUCAAUAAAUUACUCAAAAGAAUUAAAGAACUUGAAGAACAAAUUAAUGAAUUAAAAAUAACUAUUGACCAAUUAAAAGCAAAACAUAAACGAGAAUUAAAACAAUUAAAUGAAGAAAAAGAAGUAGGAAAUAAUGAUAAAAUUAAGGAAUUAGAAGCUAUUAUUGAACAACUGAAAAAAGAAAUUGAAGAAUGGAAAGAAAAAAGUUCAGAAACAGAAGAAUUAAAGAAAGAGUUGGCAAAAAAAGAAGAAGAAAUUAAAGAAUUAAAAGAAAUUCAACAACAACUAAAUGAAAAAGAAAGACAACUAAAAGAAGAAGAAGAAAAAAGAAAACAAAUUGAAAAUGAAUUAAAUCAAUUAAAAGAAGUUAUGGCAAAAGAGACUCAAUUAAAAGAAGAAUUUUCACAUAAAGUUGAAGAAGCACAAAAAGUGAUUCAAGAAUUAGAAAAACAACUUGAAGAAUUAAAAUUAAGAGAAAGUAGUUUUGGAGAAAAUGAAAAGAAAUUAAUCCAAGAAUUAGAAGAACAAAAGAAAGAACUUAAUAAUUGGAAGAAGAAAGAGGAAGAAUGGAAUGAAUAUAAGAAAAAUAAAGAAUUAGAAAAUGAGACAAUGAAAGUUGAAUUAAAAAAGUUACAAGAUAAGAAUCAAGAGUAUAUUAUGAAUAUUGAACAACUCAAUAAAGAAAAAGAAAAUAAAAUACAACAAUUAAAAGAACUUGAAUUAAAAGUUAAUGAAAUGGAACAAAAAUAUGAAAUAUUAGAAAAAGAAAGAGAAGAAGAUUAUUGGAGAGUUGUUGGAGCAAAUGUUAAGGGAGUAGAAAAAGAAUUUGAAGAAAUGAUGAAAAACUUUAAUGACAUGACAAUUGAAGGAAAUAAAAAUGCUACUAAAGAAACUGUUCUAAGAGAUUUAACUAUUCUUAAUGCUACUGGAAAUGCUUAUAGAAUGGCAUUAGAACAAAAUCAUCCAAAAGAAGCAGAAAAAGAAUUAGAGAAUUUCCAUAAAUCAAUGCAAACAUUAUUAGAAGACCUUAAAGGAGUUGAACCAAAAAUUGCAGAUGAAGCAAUGAAAUUACAAUUAAGACAAACUACAUCUGAUUUAUAUGAUAGUGUUAAAGUAUUAAUGAAUAAAUGGAAUGAUAGAGAACAUGUCAAUGAAGCUGGUGAUGUUUUUAAUAUCAAUAUGACGAAAGAAAAAACUCUUGUAGAAGGAAUUGAAGAAGUUGCUGAAGCAGUUAAUUUGAGUGGAAUUGAUGAUGAUGCUGAACGAGAAUUAUUAAAAGCAGCUGAUUCUAUCAACAGUUUAGCUAAAGACCUUGAAAAAUGGUUAAAGCAAUCAAAGAAAGGAGUAAGUGCUGAAAUGGAUGUUAACCAAGCAAUUAUGGAAAGUGCACAAGCUAUUGCUAAAGCAACUGCUGCACUUGUUAAUGCUGCAGCUUUAGCUCAAAAAGAAAGAGUUGCAUUAGGAAAGAAAUUAGCUACACCAACAAAACCAUAUGCUCCAAAUCAAGUUUGGUCUGAGGGAUUAGUUACUGCAGGAAAGGCAGUUGCAGAAGCUACAAAAGAAAUUGUUACUGUUGCCAAUAAUAAUGUUACACCUGGUUGUGAAAAGAAUGAAGAUGCAUUAAUUGCUUCUAGUCGUGAAGUUGCUAAAGCUACCGUUCAAUUAGUCACUGCAGCACGAUCCAAAGCUGAUUUUGAUUCACCAACAUUAGGUAAAGUUGAAAACGCAUCAAAGAGUGUUAAAGAAGCUACAGAAUUACUUGUAAAAGCAGUUAAUGCAAUUAGUGGACUCAAAGAAGAAAAAGAUGAGAGUGUUGAUUUUAGUAAAUUAACUGAUUAUCAACUGAUUGUCAAAGAACGAGAAGCACAAAUUAAAGUGCUUAAAUUAAGAAGAGAAUUAGAUGCUGCUGAGAAAAAAUUAAAAGAUUUGAAUAAACAACGUUAUGAAAGACAAAACAAUUAA
Entamoeba histolytica HM-1:IMSS is the source of this 2988-nucleotide messenger RNA. Its product is annotated as I/LWEQ domain protein. The transcript has a single exon. Gene Ontology annotation, cellular component: actin cortical patch; clathrin-coated vesicle. Bases 1 to 2988 code for a protein of 995 amino acids. Gene Ontology annotation, biological process: clathrin coat assembly; actin filament organization; endocytosis. The record is from RefSeq and is a predicted model, not a curated record. NCBI's taxonomy places the organism in Eukaryota, Evosea, Mastigamoebida, Endamoebidae. Gene Ontology annotation, molecular function: phosphatidylinositol-3,5-bisphosphate binding; clathrin light chain binding; clathrin-cargo adaptor activity.